AUGGGAUAUGUUAGCAUGAACAGUGUGAACCUCAUCAAGCCAUACGAUGGUUUUGAGCUCAAUGAUGAUGGAAUGAAGUACAAGAAGAUGGGUGAAGACAUUCUUAGGUCGAAGAGUCUUGGAGUGGUAAUCCUGAGUGGAGGGCAAGGCACUCGACUUGGAAUCACACAACCAAAGGGGCUAUUCACAAUCAAAGGCAAGACUCUAUUUGAAUGGCACAUGGAAAGGAUUCAGGAGCUGGUCAAGAGCUACUGUGCAAAGAUAUCUGUGUUUGUGAUGACGUCUUCAUUCACGGACAAAGAGGUCAAGGAAUACUUUCAGAAGCGGGACUUUGGUCUGUCAAUCCAAUUCUUCAUGCAGAGUAACUCUGUAAGUGUGGAUGUGAAUGGAAAGCCUCUUCAAUGCUUUGGAAAGGAUAUUGAGUCUCCAUAUGGGAAUGGAGAUAUAUUCAAAGCCAUUCAGCAGGUUAGUCUUGAGGGAAUUGAUGCAUUGAAUGUGAUAUCUAUAGACAAUGUGCUUGCGAAGAUUCUAGAUCCGGUGUUUGUUGGUGCAUUUUACUCGAGGGAGUAUGAUGUUCUGAGUAAGUCUGUGACCAAAGGUGAGAAUGAGAGUGUGGGUGCAUUUUUGAUGAGUAACAGUAAGCUCGUGAUUCGGGAAUACAGUGAAAGCGUAGGUGAUUCGAGUGGUGAAUGUGGAAUCCAAGGAAACAUCUGCAACCAUAUUUUCAAGACGUCAUUUGUCAAGAGCAUGAGGAGUGUGGACCUUAAGGAGCAUAAAGCAUUCAAAGCGAUUCCAUACAGUGUUGGUAACGAACUGAUCAAACCUUCAAGUCCAAAUGGAUACAAGAAGGAGACAUUCAUUUUUGACUGCUUUGAAUAUACAGACAAGAACGGAGUAAUGAAUGUUCCCAGAGAAAAGGAGUUCUCACCAUUGAAGAAUGGGCAAGGAUCCGUCUCUGACAACCCAAUGACAUGCACAUUUGCAGUUGAGAAGCAUAGAUCUGAGGCCUCCUCAUAA
Molecule: messenger RNA, 1017 nt
Organism: Ordospora colligata OC4
Lineage: Eukaryota; Fungi; Microsporidia; Ordosporidae
Product: UDP-N-acetylglucosamine pyrophosphorylase
Exons: 1
Coding region: 1-1017 (338 amino acids)
Molecular function (GO): uridylyltransferase activity
Source: RefSeq, a predicted model, not a curated record